ACGCGAAGCACGAAGUAAAGAAUGGACGCGUCGGAGCGGCGGUGAGCGGCAGCGGCUCCGUUAUGCGGCGUUGUGAGACUUUACUGCUCAUCAUCUUGACGGCGGGUGUGAGUGCGGCGGGGCUGCAGAUUCAGUGUUAUCAGUGUGAAGAUGUUCGGCAGGACGACUGCUCGUCUCCAGAGUUUAUUGUCAACUGUACAGUGAACGUUCAGGACAUGUGUCAGAAAGAAGUGCUGGUGAUGGAGGAUGGAAUUCACUACAGGAAGUCGUGUGCGUCGUCGGGGGCGUGUCUGAUCGCAUCAUCUGGAUAUCAGCAGUUCUGUACGGGGAAGGUGAACUCCGUCUGCAUCACCUGCUGUAACACACCGCUGUGCAAUGGCCUGCGACACAAACGCCGAGCGCUGUCAUGCGCCUUCUCUCUACACUCCAGCAUUCCCACAAUCCUCCUGCUGGCCUUCUUCAUUCACUUCUGCCUCUUCUCCUGCUAACACUGACACACAUUUACCCGGCUGUCUCUCUCUCUCUCUGUGUGUCUCUUUCUGUCUCUCUGUUCGUCUGUGUACCGUCACACAGGCUCCAAAAUGAACAUGCCACUCAUUAAUUAACAUGCCAUUGAAGUAAAACUCACAGGUCGGCCAGUCAAUUUUGGAAUAAAAUAUCUACUUUAGUCAGUUUUAUUUAUAAAUGUCUGUUGAAAAACAAAGCUUUAAUAUACAUCAACGUGCCAUGUGUGUUAACAGCGCCGGGGAUUAGUAGUGUGUUAGUAACGUACUCAAGAAAAUCAUUAUUUUACCAAAGAUGAAAGAUUGAUCCUCACAAGUACAGUAGUUUAUUUAGUAGCACAUGACAUUAGUUAGUUAAAUGUUGUCAUUUUCACACGCAUCUUCAUGAAAUCUUGAUGCUGCGAGUGACACACAGUAGCGUCACAUAUUACUGUAUAUAUGUGUGCAUUUGAAUAAAAAAUAAAACAACAUACAGUUGGCAGGUGUUAGAUUUGGACCCUGUGUCCAAUGUAAAUAAUAGUGUCUGUUGUAGUAUUCGAGACUGGUCUUAAGAUCAUUCUUUUAAGAUCUUGGUCUUGUCUUGGUCUCAGACGAAGGGGUUUCAGGACCGGUCAAGACCACAACAUGACUACAUCCGAUUUAUUUGUUAACAUCAUUGAUUUGAUUGGAUCUAGAGGUUUCUGCUUCAAAUGCACUCAAUCAUUUUCUCAUUUCAAAUGUGAUGUCUUUUGUUAGUUUUGUGCAGGGACAGAAAUGAACAGGGUAUGCUUGAAAAAUGUCAACAAAUUCAUACAAUUACACACAAAAUCUAAGAUAUGAUUGCAAAAAGUACUUGUGUUAUUAUAGCAUCUGUGAUUUACACUAAUAUGAGCAUGAUGUGAUUCCAUAUUGAUUGAUUCUAUACAAACGUUCACUAAACCAGAAGUUCAUAUUGAGUGACUUAAUUUCUGUUUCAUACACAAGUUUUGCUCUUUUUCUGCUGAUGAAUUGGUUUCUAGAAGCAAACAAAUACAACCCUUGGUGAAAUUCCUACACAUGUGCAGUUAUUUAUUUAACCUGUCUUCUUUAUCUACUGUUGCAGAUUUAUUUACCACAGCACACAUGUGAAUUAUUUGCUUAAAUUGAAUUACAAUAGUGUACAGAAUAAAACAAAAAACAUCAAAUAGACAUUACAGAAAGUGCUUUCAGAAGUCAUUAUACUGUUUGUUUUGUAUUUCUGUUUCACCAAUCCCAGCCAAGAAUUUUAUGUUAUAAGAACGUUUUUAUAACGUUCUCAUUAAGUUAUAGAAACGUUAUUUUUAAAUGUUCUAGGAACGUUCAAAACGUCCAGUUUUUUAAACUUUGUAUUCACGUUUUGCUUGGUUACAAGAACGUUAUCCAAAACGUUAUUAGAACGUUCAAUUCUCUUGUUAUAUAAACGUUCUCCUAAUGUUUUUCAAAGAUUAUGAAAAACGUUCUGCAAAACGUUUUUAUAAAGUUGAGCCAACGUUUUUGUAGGGUAAUGCAAACUCUAGCAAAACAGUAUUGUAACAUUUUAUUUCUUCAUAUACAAAUGUUUUCUAUACAUUCUUUCUAUGCUUUAGGACUGUUCUUAACCUUACGUUCAAUGUUCUUGUUUAUACGUGUUCUCUCAAUGUUAUUCAGUGGUUAUAAAUUAAAUGAGUUUUAAUGGAAUUUUUACUAAAUGUUCAGUCACUGUGUAAAAUUCACAAAAUACAAUCUAUAAAUAGUAAAAUGGAAAGCUAAUAGUGAAAUUUACAUUAAGUGGUCAAUAAUGUAAAUGUAAGGAAAGAAACACUCAAUGUCCAAGCUUUUAAAUCAUAAAAAUAUUGCUUUUUCAGUUUAAUUUUCAAACAACAUUUUUCAAAUGCAUUAGUCACAAGUGUUGAUUCAAUUUGUUUACUUUGUAAAUACAAGUAAAUGCCAUUUUAAACAAUAUAUUUAGUUUAAACAAUAACAUACAAAACAUAAGAACCAACUAAUAAGUAUUAAGAUUAAGAUCUUAAAAGAAAAGAUGUAAAUGAAAAAUAGAUCAAAGAAUAUAAAAAUGAACAUUAAAGAACGUUCCUGUAAAUAGACAGAAAGAGAAUAUCUAUAUCAACUGUAAAUUAAAAUAAUUUUAAAUGAUGAGGUCGAUGACAUCACUCCAUGUCUCCCUGAAGCACCGGGCCACUGGACAUUUGAGAAGACGUAGGGAGAAAAGACAGUGUUAAAAUGAAAUUGUGGUGAGAUUUAGUAUAAAAAAUACUGAGAUGCUAUACUAUAUGCAUCCCUUCACAUGUUUGUGUUUAGUGGCUUUUCCAAACCAGUCCUUUUUGAAUAGUUUCAACCUAAGAUUGAGUACUGCAAAAACAUGAACAGACAGUUAAUUAUGCCAUUACUACUUUUCCCUGGUUGUCCCUCUGUUGUCUGUUGUUGACCACGGAAUGGGACCGGGUUGGACCUGCACGGUUUCGGCGGGUGGGGCUUUCUGGGUCGCGGCUCGUGGGCUCUCCCUGUUCUUCGUGGACGUUGCUCGGUGGCUUUGGUCGGGGUCACUGAGUGCAGCUAUGACACGUCAGAGGAGAUCUGGCCCUCCCGGCUGAGCCUGGUUUCUCCCGAGGUUUUUUUUCUCCAUUAUUCAUCAUUGGAGUUUGGGUUCCUCGCCACAGCAGAGCAGUGCAGUGUUGACUUGCUCACCGGGAGACUGCAUUUAUUUAUUCAUUUAUUUAUUAGAUAUUAUUUAUUAUAAAGAUCUUGCUUGGUCUAUAAACACCAUGCACUGUGCUGUGUUUUACCUUUCUGUGUUUUUCUUAUUUGCUCCUGUAAAGCUGCUUUGGAACAAUGCACAUUGUGAAAAGCGCUAUAUAAAUAAAAUUGAAUUGAAUUGAAUU
This is a messenger RNA of Triplophysa rosa, 3376 nucleotides long. Its product is annotated as ly6/PLAUR domain-containing protein 1-like. Lineage: Eukaryota; Metazoa; Chordata; Actinopteri; Cypriniformes; Nemacheilidae. The record is from RefSeq and is a predicted model, not a curated record. Gene Ontology annotation, biological process: acetylcholine receptor signaling pathway. Gene Ontology annotation, molecular function: acetylcholine receptor inhibitor activity. The transcript is spliced from 4 exons. The coding region runs from base 63 to 488 and encodes 141 amino acids.